AUGCGGCCCCGGCUUCUGUGGGGCGCCGUGCGGGGUCUCUGGGCGCGCCCGGCAGCGGCCCCGGGCCGCCGGCCCCGGAGCGGCGGGGGCCCGCCGGUGGAGGAGCUGUUCGCCCGCGGCGGGCCGCUGCGCACCUUCCUGGAGCGCCAGGCGGAGGCUCCGGCCCCGGCGCAGGCCCGGGGCCCCGAGCUGGCGGCCGCAGCCCGGCGGCUGAGCGAGAAGGAGCGGGAGCUGCGGGAGACCGAGCCCCUGCUGCACGAUGAAAAUGAAGACCUAAGGAAACUUGCAGAGAAUGAAAUAGCUUCCUGUCAAAAAGAAAUAGCUCAAUUGAAGCAUCAGAUUACCUUACUUUUGGUUCCCUCAGAAGAAACAGACGAAAAUGAUUUGAUCCUGGAGGUAACUGCAGGCGUUGGGGGUCAGGAGGCUAUGUUGUUUACUGCAGAGAUGUUUGAUAUGUAUCAGCAAUAUGCUGCUUUUAAAAGAUGGCAUUUUGAAACCCUGGAAUAUUUUCCAAGUGAAAUAGGUGGGCUUAGACACGCGUCUGCCAGCAUUGGGGGUGCAGAGGCCUAUCGGCACAUGAAGUUUGAAGGAGGUGUGCACAGAGUGCAGCGAGUGCCCAAGACAGAGAAGCAGGGCCGCAUUCACACCAGCACCAUGACCGUGGCGAUACUGCCCCUGCCCACCGAGAUUAAUCUAGUGAUUAAUCCUAAAGACUUGAGAAUUGAUACUAAGCGAGCCAGCGGAGCUGGGGGGCAGCAUGUAAAUACCACGGACAGUGCUGUCCGGAUAGUUCAUCUUCCAACAGGUGUUGUUUCUGAAUGCCAACAAGAGCGAUCUCAACUGAAAAAUAGAGAGAUGGCUAUGAAAAAGUUACGUGCAAAACUAUACAGCAUGCAGCUUGAAGAAGAAACAAGUAAAAGAUACAAUGCUAGAAAGAUUCAGAUUGGAACUAAAGGAAGGUCAGAGAAAAUAAGGACAUAUAAUUUCCCACAGAAUCGUGUCACAGAUCACAGGAUAAACAUGUCACUUCAUGAUCUUGAAACGUUUAUGCAAGGAGAGUACCUACUGGAUGAACUUGUACAGUCAUUGAAAGACUAUGCGGAUUAUGAAUCGUUAGUAGAAGUUAUUUCCAAAAAAACUUUAAAUUGA
Pipistrellus nathusii (Nathusius's pipistrelle) is the source of this 1149-nucleotide messenger RNA. Lineage: Eukaryota; Metazoa; Chordata; Mammalia; Chiroptera; Vespertilionidae. The record is from the annotation of a GenBank genome assembly.